Molecule: messenger RNA, 714 nt
Organism: Prorocentrum cordatum
Lineage: Eukaryota; Dinophyceae; Prorocentrales; Prorocentraceae
Source: the annotation of a GenBank genome assembly
AUGCCGGGCCUUGCCAUGAGGCUCCCGCUCACGACCAUCUCGUGCGCGCUGGCGUCCUCUGGCACCGUGGCUGGCCAGCCGGGGCUGCAGGGGCACACCCUUCCCGCAGCCGCCGCCGCCGGCACGACCAACGGGGCCCAGGUGCUGCGCGAGCAGCAGUCUUCCACAGAGCUCGGGACGCCCCAGGACGACUUCGUCCAGCUGCUGCACGAGCAGCACUCCUCCACGGAGCUCGGGUUGCCCCAGGACCAGUUCGACGAGCUCUUGCAGGGAAUUCGAGGCAUGAGUCAGACGAGCAUCGAGGAUUGGUUGGCUCACCUCGACGAUCCUGAGUACAAGUCUAAGAUAAGCGCCGCCGAGCAGGUCCUGAACACCGACGCGGCCGCGCGGUUCUCCAAGGUGCUCUCUGAGGGUUGCGCCGACGACCCGAUGUGGCGAGACGUGGACGGCGACGGCUGCGAGAUCUACAAGUUCCUGAUCGAGUCUGGCAGGCACUCAGGGGCCGCCUGCAGCGGGGGCGGCAACCUCACGCCCGACAGGAGCAAGCCCCUGGUACCUCGGGGCCUCCGGGGCGCCUACGUGGAGGUCGUGGCGGACGCCACGGCCAUGGUCUUCUGCCCCGCCACUUGCGGCAUGUGCAACCCGACGCUCGUGGGCUCAUUGAGCACGGGUCAACGGGGCAGGCUCCUGCAGAUGGCGCGCCCGCAGGCAUGA